UUAUUGCUGCCGAGCGAAGCGAAGGCAGCCACCUAUUCUUGACGACGUUUACAGUUUUUACUCGUGCCAGAUCCCCGCGCGACCUAUGUAUUUUAGCCAAAGCAAUCUCGAUUUGUUUGUCGUUCGUUCGUUCGUUCAUUCGGGUCGCAUUUUCUGACGUCACGAGAAUGGCGUUGUGUACAUUUAUAUACGCAGGAAGUUUACGAUGACAAUCCGAUCACUUCCGAAAGCUGUGUUCGGUGCACCGUAGCUUCAUAGGAGCUAUGACAUUUAAUGUCAAAAUGACCAUUUGGGAUUCGCAUAUUUUUCCACUGUGGUACGAAUGCACGAGGCUUAUUUUACAAUAUUACUCUUUGAUUCUGGAGGAAAAGAGUUAUAUUUUUGAAGGUAUGUUGAUAAAAAUAGUUAUUUGAACGUUUGAAUACUUAUAUAUGUAAAUGAACGUCAUAGUCUGUUUUUAAUUCAUUUAUAUAAAAAUUCGAAUUCUGUCUCCUCUAGGUGUAUAUUUUGGUGUGUGUUCUUGGCGAUCAUUUGGUCAAAUCAAAUCAAAAGGGGCCGUUCAUAUUAUGUUUUUCAAAAAAGCAGUGAAUUGUGAACUCGAUGUACCUGUACCAAACUUGCCAGGAAUGUGUGAACUCGCUAUAUUUUAUACUUUAUACAAGCGAAGUGUGAUCUCGCUAGCUGGGCAAUCGUUGACGUUGGCAAUAAUAAAGUUGUAUACUGAGAAUGUCAAAAGAUCAAGCCAACAAGGUAUUGUAUAUCAAAUUUUACAAAUAUAUAGGUUGUAUGGCAAUUAGAAAAUUGCCAAUAAAAAUAGUUUUAUAUUGCACUAAAAUGAUUAUUAAUAUUGUUAUUAUGGGAAUAUGAUACAUUGCAGUAUAAAAGCCCUGCAUAAAAGAACCAGUGAAUUUUGACUUCAGGCUGAAGUGGUUCUUUAAUCUUUAUAUAUAAUCUUACUUCACACUAUACCUUUUUAUAUUCUACACAUUAAAUAGGGACUGUUGUUGCAUAAAACUAUUGCUAUACACUAAUAUGGUUCUUGUUGCAUAUUAUUAUAUCUAAACUGUAAAAGAAUUUAAAACUUUGGCUGCUUAAUUGCCCAAACUUCAGGCUAGUGGUCUUUUAUGCGGGGCAUAGACCUUAUGCAUAAUGACGUCUCAAGGCUUGGUGCCUGCGAGGAAUACUGGUCUUAGUAGUCAUGACGGUCCAGGAAAAUUUCAAUAGUGGCCAUUUUGAAUUGUUUAAUUCUCCCGGGCGAUGACCAGCAUUCCGGGCAUCAAGCCUUAUGACAUCAUUAUGCAUAAGGUCAAAUGAGCAGUAUGAUGUCCGAAUUGGAAGACACAAUUGCAUACGAAUGAAAAAUUAUCUGAGUGACUUGUUUUCAAUAAUGCUCGCAAUUUCUUUCUUAUUAUAUAGUUUUGCAGUUCUGACUACUGAGUGCAAUCUUAGUCAUUUAUACAAUGAAUGGUGUCAUACGAAGCUGACAUAUGAAACAAAAAUGUCAACAAAAUAGAUUUUGUCUCUCCAUUGGCUGAUUGUUCAGUUGUUCUGCAGUAGGGGUGGCCUUGAAGGUGCCAUUAAAAUGAUAAUUGGGACAAAAACUGACUUACUGGUAAUAUUUCUAUGUAUGAAAUUGUUAUUAAAUUCUACAUAUCCAAUGAUUCAUUCAAGUAUUAUUAUCAUUUGUUAUCUAUGAUAUUGGACAGUAUUCAGUG
This is a messenger RNA of Paramuricea clavata, 1715 nucleotides long. NCBI's taxonomy places the organism in Eukaryota, Metazoa, Cnidaria, Anthozoa, Malacalcyonacea, Plexauridae. The record is from the annotation of a GenBank genome assembly.